GGUUGUGCUGCUGAUGUAUUUACCCUCCACCCCUAAAGAGAAAGGGACAAUGGAGAAGCAUAGGAUGCUAAUCCAUAAUCAUCAACAAAUACCCAGAUUUGCUCGCCAUUGUUGCCUUAUUCUCUUCUCUCUUCUCUUCAUUUCCUCCGCAACAGCUCAACCGUUUGAUUACGCCGAUGCAUUAUCAAAGAGCCUCCUCUACUUUGAAUCCCAAAGAUCCGGCCGCCUACCCUACAACCAACGCGUCUCUUGGCGAGACCAUUCUGGCCUCACCGACGGCUUGGAACAAGGAGUGGACUUAGUUGGAGGAUACUACGAUGCUGGCGAUCAUGUCAAAUUCGGACUCCCGAUGGCUUUCACGGUGACGAUGCUGUCGUGGGGUGUCAUCGAAUUCCGAGAUCAGAUCGUCAAUGGCGGCGAACUAGAGCAUGCUUUGGAGGCCAUUAAAUGGGGGACGGAUUACUUCAUUAAGGCACACGCCAGCCCAAAUGUUCUAUGGGCGGAGGUGGGUGAUGGGGACACCGACCAUUAUUGUUGGCAACGACCGGAGGACAUGACCACCUCACGCCGAGCCUACAAGAUCGACGAGAACAACCCAGGGUCGGAUCUUGCAGGCGAGACAGCAGCGGCAAUGGCGGCGGCCUCCAUCGUGUUCAAGAAAACAAACCCGCAUUACUCUCACUUGCUCUUGCACCAUGCCCAAGAGUUGUUUGAGUUUGGGGACAAGUAUAGAGGGAAAUACGAUGGGAGUGUAGGGGUGGUGAAGAGCUACUAUGCGUCGGUGAGUGGGUUCAUGGAUGAGUUGUUGUGGGCAGCUUUGUGGCUGUACGAAGCCACCGACAAAGAGGAUUACUUCAAGUAUGUAAUUAACAAGGCUCAUUGUUUUGGUGGGAUUGGUUGGGCCAUAUCUGAGUUCAGCUGGGAUGUUAAGUACGCUGGCCUUCAAGUUUUGGCAUCAAAGUUGCUGUUGAAAGCAAAACUACAGCACGAGGCUCACGUUCUUAAGCAGUACCGAUCCAAAGCCGAGUACUACCUAUGCUCAUGUCUCAACAAAAACAAUGCCAGCAACGACAACAUCGAACGUACCCCAGGAGGUCUUUUAUACGUCCGGCAGUGGAACAACAUGCAAUACGUGUCGACGGCGGUGUUCCUUCUCACUGUCUAUUCCGACUUCCUCCACGACUCGAACGAACACCUCCGAUGCCCUUCCAGGCCGGUGGACCGUGAAGAGAUCCUCAGUUUUGCGAAAUCUCAAGUAGACUACAUACUAGGGUCAAACCCUAUGAACAUGAGUUAUUUAGUGGGUUAUGGUUCCAAGUACCCCACAAGGGUGCACCACAGAGGGGCCUCCAUAGUAUCAUACAGAGAAAAUAAAGGGUUCAUCGGGUGCACCCAAGGGUAUGACAAUUGGUAUGGUCGGGGUGAGCCGAAUCCGAAUGUGCUGGUCGGGGCAUUGGUCGGAGGACCAGAUUGCCAAGAUAAUUUCAUGGACCAAAGAGAUAAUUAUAUGCAGACGGAGGCCUGCACAUAUAACACAGCGCCGUUAGUUGGGGUUUUUGCAAGAUUGCUGCAGCUGGAGGAAAGCCACGAUCAAGAACGGGUUGCCUCCUUUUAGAAACAAUAUAUGUAUUGGGGUUGAUGAGUAUCGUGAAAUACUUUGAUUUGUGGCUGAAGUAAAGGAGUUGAAGCCACUUGCAUUACUUUUACCUUCAUUUUUGUUGAAUGUUUAUAAUAGUGAAAAUAUACAUAUGCGUUUUGUAUUGUU
Molecule: messenger RNA, 1765 nt
Organism: Hibiscus syriacus
Lineage: Eukaryota; Viridiplantae; Streptophyta; Magnoliopsida; Malvales; Malvaceae
Product: endoglucanase 11-like
Exons: 5
Coding region: 14-1615 (533 amino acids)
Biological process (GO): carbohydrate metabolic process
Molecular function (GO): hydrolase activity, hydrolyzing O-glycosyl compounds
Source: RefSeq, a predicted model, not a curated record